Oldenlandia corymbosa var. corymbosa is the source of this 1040-nucleotide messenger RNA. Lineage: Eukaryota; Viridiplantae; Streptophyta; Magnoliopsida; Gentianales; Rubiaceae. The record is from the annotation of a GenBank genome assembly.
AGCUUAGUAAAUUAUUAGCCAUGGCAUCAACCAACACACCCUUUGCCUAUUCCUUUGUCCUUGUGAUUUUUUGUAUACUCUCCACUGUUCCCAGAACAUCUGCCAUCAACCAUAAAAAUGUUAGUUUCUCUCAAAAUGACAUCAAUCUUCUGGAAUUCCCACUAAAUUUAGAGUACUUUGAAGCUGAUUUUUUCUUGUGGGGUGCAUUAGGUUUUGGCCUUGACAAAGUUGCACCUCAGCUUACCGGCAACGGUCCAAAGCCGAUCGGAUGAUCAAAGACAUCACUCUCCAGUUUGCAUUGCAAGAAGUUAGACAUUUGAGGGCAAUCAAGACGACAGUGCCCGGCUUCCCGAGACCGUUGCUCAAUCUAACAGCAGAAUCAUUUGCAACUGUUAUCAAUGAUGCAUUAGGGAAAGACUUACAUCCACCUUUUAACCCUUACGCCAAUGACCUUAACUACCUUAUUGCCUCCUACAUUAUCCCUUACGUAGGUCUCACAGGAUAUGUCGGCGCCAGUUCAAAGCUCCAAAGUCCAACUGCCAAGAAACUGGUGGCAGGGCUAUUAGGAGUGGAGUCAGGGCAAGAUGCAGUGAUAAGAACUCUACUAUACGAGAUGGCGCGAGAACGAGUUAAACCCUAUGGGAUCACAGUAGCGGAAUUCACCAACAAGAUAUCAAUGCUGAGGGAUGAUCUUGGACACGCGGGCGUCAAAGACGAAGGGAUUUUGGUGAAGCCAUUUCAAGGUGCGGAAGGAAAGAUCAAAGGGAACGUACUCGCAGGCAACAAAGACUCAGUGGCAUUUGAUCGAACACCUGAGGAGAUACUCAGAAUCGUUUAUGGAAGUGGAUCGGAGUACAAACCAGGUGGUUUUUACCCAAAUGGAGGCGAUGGUCGGAUCGCGAAAUCAUAUCUUAAACAAUCUGAAUCGGGCAGCUUUGAACCUUAAAGAUGUUGAAGUAUUUUUCCUUUGUAUAGGUAAAAAUAGGAGGCAAAAGUCUAAAGCAAAAUUAAGAUGUGGAAAGCUUUAUAUUGGUUCAUGA